Paramecium tetraurelia is the source of this 1740-nucleotide messenger RNA. RefSeq lists its product as uncharacterized. Gene Ontology annotation, cellular component: aminoacyl-tRNA synthetase multienzyme complex; cytoplasm; cytosol. Gene Ontology annotation, molecular function: RNA binding; aspartate-tRNA ligase activity; ATP binding. The record is from RefSeq and is a predicted model, not a curated record. The transcript has 3 exons. NCBI's taxonomy places the organism in Eukaryota, Ciliophora, Oligohymenophorea, Peniculida, Parameciidae. Gene Ontology annotation, biological process: aspartyl-tRNA aminoacylation.
AUGAUUAUUAGACAACUUAGAUUAUUCAAUACAUUAAUCAGGCCGAUUUAAUUUCGAUUUAUCUUUUAAUAAAAGAAUAAAUUUUUUAAGAUGUCAGAUUAGCCAGUUCAACCUCCAGAGUAAGUGGCAGAAGGAGAAUAAAAGUCAAAGAAAUAAUUAUAAAGAGAAAAAAAGGAAGCAGAAAAGGCUUAGAAAAAAAAAGAGCACCAAUAAGAAUAAAAACAAUAGGAAUAACUAAUUUAAGAAGAGGAUAAUUGUGUAGGCAGAUAUAGAGAUUUGAAUUUGAUUUAAUCUCAAGAGAGAACAAAUCGAAAAUGGACCAAAGUUGGCGACGUUGACUAAACUUUAGUGAAUUAAGUAAUUUUAGUAAGGGCCAGAAUUCAUAACUCAAGAGUGAAGGGAAAGUUGGCCUUCUUAGUUUUAAGAGAGAAUUAUAACACAAUUUAAGUAGUGGCUGAGAAGGGUGAGUUUGCAAGUGCCUAAAUGUUAAAGUAUAUCUCAGGAAUCCCAGUUGAAUCUGUUGUCGAUAUUGAAGCUCUUGUUAAAUAACCAUUUAAGGAGAUCUUAUCUUGCACUCAAAAAGUGGAAUUGGAAGUGAGAUCAAUUCAAGUGGUAAGCAGAUCUUUACCUAUGUUACCAUUUUAAAUUGAAGAUGCUUCAAGAAGAAUCACAGACUUUGAAGACGGAGUUUAAGAAUAGAAAUAAGAAGAACCUUAAUAAAAAUAGGAUAAAAAUGAAAAAUAAUAGAUAUAAGUCAUGUUGAAAACUAGAUUAGAUAACAGAGUUAUCGAUCUCAGAACUCCUGCUAAAUAAGCAAUUUUCAGAGUUUAAUCAGGUAUUGGAUUGUUGUUCAGAGAAUUUUUGGUUGAAAAUGGAUUCAUUGAAAUCCAUACACCAAAAUUAAUUGGAGGUACUUCUGAAGGUGGCACUAACGUGUUUAAGUUGAAAUAUUUCAAUUAAGAUGCCUGUUUAGCAUAAUCUCCUUAAUUAUAUAAAUAAAUGUGUUUGAUGGCUGACUAUGACAGGGUUUUCGAAGUAGCUCCUGUUUUUAGAGCCGAAAAUUCGAACACACAUAGACAUUAAUGUGAAUUCAUCAGUAUGGAUAUUGAAAUGGUUAUCAAGGAGCAUUUUACUGAAUUACUAGAUUUAAUGGGAGACUUGUGUAUAUAUAUGUUCAAGGGAAUUGAAAAGAGAUACUAAAAGGAAAUAGAAAUCAUUUCUCAAUAAUUCCCAUUUGAACCAUUCAAAAUACCAGAACCAGUACUCAAACUCACUUUCGAAGAAGGUGUCAAGAUGUUGCAUGAAGCAGGUGUUAAUCAAGAUCCCCAUGAUGAUUUAGAUACUGUUAAUGAGAAGAUUCUUGGUAAAUUGGUAAGAGAAAAAUAUGGAACUGACUUUUACAUUCUCCACAGAUAUCCUAAGAAGGCUAGACCAUUUUAUACUAUGCCUUGUCAUGAUGAUCCCAACUACACUCUAUCCUAUGACUUUUUCAUGAGAGGAGAGGAAAUCGUUUCAGGUGCAUAGAGAGUGCAUGACCCAGAACUCUUAGUUAAACAAAUUAAAGAGAAAGGAAUUGCUGUUGAACCAUUGAAGGAUUACAUUGACUCAUUCAGAUAUGGUGCUUAUCCUCAUGGGGGAUGUGCCUUUGGAUUAGAAAGAGUUGCAUUUUUAUAUUUCAAUCUAAAGAAUAUCAGUAAUGCAUGUAUGUUCCCAAGAGACCCUGUUAGAUUGUUUCCUUGA